This is a messenger RNA of Aricia agestis (brown argus), 2582 nucleotides long. Its product is annotated as venom dipeptidyl peptidase 4-like. Gene Ontology annotation, biological process: proteolysis. NCBI's taxonomy places the organism in Eukaryota, Metazoa, Arthropoda, Insecta, Lepidoptera, Lycaenidae. The transcript has 13 exons. The record is from RefSeq and is a predicted model, not a curated record. Gene Ontology annotation, molecular function: dipeptidyl-peptidase activity; serine-type peptidase activity. The coding region runs from base 114 to 2327 and encodes 737 amino acids.
GUUUGCGUCCGUGCGCCGCGGCGGAUUCUCGCGACUCGUGGAGUGAUGUGCUGAUUGGACCACUUAACUCAUUGAGGACCUGACCUCUUUACUGCGGUCCUGUGAUUUGAAUCAUGUUGCGGUAUAUUUUAUCGGCGAGCGUCCUGGCGUGGUGCGUGGUGGCGACGCCAUCACCCCAGAGCUUCCUGAAGACCUUCGCGCUGGAAGAGCUGGUGCCGCUCCAGCACGCCUUCUUCCCCGCCCGCCUCGCCGCAGAAUGGGUGUCAGACACGGAGUACAUCGUGAUGGAGCCGACGGCUGUGAACAAGUACGAUGCCCUCACCGACAACUACGUCACCCUGCUCGACCAGGCUGAUCUGGUGAAGUUAGGAAGAUACGUGAUGCUCAAGUUUUCCAGCGACCAGAAGUAUUUAUUGUUAGCAGAUAACUUGCAGAAGAUUUAUCGAUACUCUUCUAUAGGAGAUUAUUUCAUCUAUAAUCUAGAAGACAAGAGCAUAUCUAAGCUCGGCAAGGGGCCCCUCCAGGUGGUGGUCUGGAGCGGGAGCUCUCUGGCUUACGUGCAGGACAACAACGUGUACUACGUGGCCGACGCGUCGCGCCCCGACGCCGCCUCCCCGCUCACUACAGAGGGAGUCCCCGGGGAGGUGUACUAUGGCGCCACCGACUGGAUUUAUGAAGAGGAGAUCUUCGACGCAGCCGAAGGGCUGUGGUUUUCCCCGAACGGUGCCUACUUGGCUGUAGCCUCCUUCAACGACACGUUAGUGGAGUCCGCCAUUUACCCCUACUACGGAACUCCAUCCAACAUCAGCAACCAAUAUAUAGAACUCGUUUCGUUUAAGUACCCCAAGGCAGGUCGCACAAACCCAAAGGUGGGGCUGAGAGUGUACAAGCUGGACGAAAAGGACAGCAAGACUUUCGCUAUACCGGUGCCAAUCGAAGUCGUCGGACAGGACUACAUUCUGGGGAACGUGAAGUGGGCGACAGACGAGAACGUCGUGGUGCUGUGGCUCAACAGGAGACAGAAUACGAGCUCCCUCAUAAACUGUAACCUACGCGAGAACAAAUGUAGCAUCCUCAAGCAGCAGAACGAGCCAGAUGGCUGGAUAGAUAUCUCUGAUCCGCUUUUCGAUGCGUCCGGCCUCAAGAUGCUUCAGAUUCAACCGUUGUACUUCGAGAAGAACCGGUUCAUGCACGUCGCCCGCUUCGACUUCAACACUCUAGUCAUAGAAGACUUGAGUCCCGGGAACGCGACGGUGAUGAAGAUCCUGGGAUGGGAUCAGGAAACCGAUUCGGUUUACUACAUCGUAUCCCCCGGGACGGAGCCAUGGCAGCGGCAGCUGUGGGUGACCAAGAAGGGUGUGCCCAAAUGCAUAUCCUGCCGGCACGCCCACUGUAACAAUGUGGAUGGGGAUUUCUCCUCCGGCGGGAGUUACGGCAUAAUCACAUGCAGCGCCAUCAACUAUCCUCCUACUACGUACUUAUACAAUGCCCGGAGCAACCAAUUCAGGCUGUUAUCGGAUAACGUGGAGUUGGCGGAACGGUUGAAGAAGUACCGCAUGCCGAUGGUACUGUUCAAUAAGCUAAAGCUGGCGGGUGGGGUGCCGGCGCACAUCAAGCUGCUGCUGCCGCCGGAGAUGGAGGCGGGCAGGAAGUACCCCAUGAUCGUGAGGGUCUACGCCGGGCCCGGGACCACGAGGGUUAAAGACAGCUACGAUUUAGAGUACUACAGCACAUACCUGGCCAGCAACCGCAGCAUGAUCGUGGGGUCGGUGGACGUGCGCGGCUCCGGCGCGAUGGGCGUCGACAACAUGCACGCCGUCAACAACGCGCUCGGCACCAUCGAGGUCACCGACACGCUGGCCGCCAUCAAGAAGCUAAUCUCCCAGUACGACUUCAUCGACCCGCAGCGCGUGGGCGUAUGGGGCUGGAGCUACGGCGGGUACGCCACAACCAUGAUGCUCAUCAAGGACGAGGACAGGACCCUCGCGUGCGGCGCCGCGGUUGCGCCCGUCACCUCCUGGCUCUAUUACGACACAAUCUACACGGAACGCUACAUGGAUACGCCUGCGAAUAACCCGGCCGGGUACGCACGCGGCGACGUCAUACCGCAGGCGGGCAAGUUGCGCGGCCGCCGCUACCUCAUCGUCCACGGCACCGGCGACGACAACGUCCACUUCCAGCACUCCCUCCAGCUCGCUAAGCAGCUGCAGCUCGAGGACAUCGAGUUUGAACAGAUGAGUUACACGGACGAAAACCAUUCCUUGCGAAGCGUCAGUCGACAUUUCUACCAUACCCUAGAUCGCUUUUGGACCAGUUGCUUCAAAUAGUUCCUAACGCGAGGAUUAGGAAGUAUUUGACAAGGAGUGAAAGGAACUUAGUUGUAUGUACGACGUACGUGUAUAUAUUAGUCAUAAUAGAUUGUAAUUUUGAAAAUAACAGGAAGACGAUUGUAAAUAAAUUCUGUUACAAAGUGUUUAGAUAUUCGCUAUAUCAAACAACUAAUGACUCUUAUAUUAAGUAAAUGUUACGCAGUGUUGAAGUAUGUAGUUUACUUAAUGUUAAACACUUUCACGUGAGCAUAA